Molecule: messenger RNA, 1785 nt
Organism: Plutella xylostella (diamondback moth)
Lineage: Eukaryota; Metazoa; Arthropoda; Insecta; Lepidoptera; Plutellidae
Gene: Ing5
Product: inhibitor of growth protein 5
Biological process (GO): regulation of DNA-templated transcription
Cellular component (GO): nucleus
Source: RefSeq, a predicted model, not a curated record
CUUCACUCGCCAUUGGAAAAAAAUUGAUUUGAUUGUAAAAAUUGUCACUUGUUCUUAAUUUUUGUCCUAAAUUUGGUGUGAGAAUAAUUUGAAUGAGUUCACUUAAAAUACCCUGAUAAUGUGAUUUACUUAUGUUAUUCGAGUUAGUUCAUAUCAUUUCUUUUAACUCGUUUUAUUCUGGUGGAAAGUUCUUUCGUUUUAGUGAGAGUCGUUAUUACAAAACAUUUCACCAUGACUUCAGCCCUGUACUUGGAGCAUUACCUUGACAGUCUCCAGCACCUGCCGAUAGAGCUGCAGCGGAACUUCAAACUGAUGCGGGACCUGGACGACCGCGCGCACGGGCUCAUGAGAACCAUUGACCUUAUGGCAGACGAAUUGCUCCCGAAUAUUCCCAAAAUGGAUGAGGAAGAGAAGAAAGAGAAGGUAAAUACGAUCCAAGGUUUGUUCAACAAGGCCAAGGAGUAUGGCGACGACAAAGUGCAACUCGCAAUCCAGACUUAUGAGUUAGUAGAUAAACAUAUCCGUCGCCUUGACUCCGACCUUGCGCGGUUCGAGUCCGAGAUACAGGAGAAAGUGAUGAGUGCCCGCGCCGCCCAGCAGGCCGCCGCCGAGCAGGAGACGGCCAGCACCACUGUGAAGAAAGGCCGAAAGAGGCACAAAGGCAAUGAAAAGUCAGCUGCUACAGCUAGCAAAAAGAAGAGAGCUGGUGCUUCCAGCGAGGAUGACACUGUCACUACAGUAGUCAAGAAGAAGAAGACAUCUCGCAAGGGAGCCAAUUCAAUAGCAAAUGCAGUGAUUGAGCAGGAGGAGAAUGCUGAUUUAGACUCUGUAGCGGGAAUGGCCCACCCCAGUGACGUGCUAGAUAUGCCUGUGGACCCUAAUGAGCCAACCUAUUGCCUUUGCCAUCAAGUGUCUUACGGUGAGAUGAUUGGGUGUGACAAUCCUGACUGUCCUAUAGAGUGGUUCCACUUUGCAUGUGUUGACCUCAAAAUUAAGCCAAAAGGCAAGUGGUACUGUCCCAAGUGUACGCAGGACAGAAAGAAGAAAUGAUCCGCACCUAAACCUGUUGUCAAAACAGAAAAGACUGUCAAUAACUCAAAGAAGUGACUUAUUAAAUUACAUAGUGUGUAACAUAUUUCACAUAAAAAGUCCACUAUUACAGCUUUUCACAAUAACAGGUAAUAAGCACUCCGUCUGUGGACUAUUUAUGUGAAACAAAAUAUAGCAAAAAUUACAAUACAAUCCCCAUUAAUAUGUUGAUAAAUUUGUAAUUUCUGAAAUGUAAAGAUAAAAGAUGACCAAUUAUAUUUAAAAUUAUAUUGAAAUUGAGAAAUACUGCAAUAAUGUAGGCAAUUUAAGUAAUAUAUAAAAAGUAACCUGUUUACUUAUGUAGUAUGCAGAAUGUCUAUAUUAUUAAAAUGCUAGCCAUGGAAUAAGUUACACAUAAUAUUACAUAUACUCUGGUCCUGAGUGGAAAACCUCUGAAUUAACAUACCCACUUAUAGCUUUUUUAUGAAAUAUAUUGGGAUUAAGUAUAAAUUAAUAUAAAUAUUUAUUGUAAUGAGUAAAAUGACUCAAAUGUAAAACUGUUACAAAGUUUUCAUAAUUCACUGUCCUUUGACAAAUUCCCCCUACACAGUGAGACCCGGCUACUAUUAUAAUACAAAGGUAUUCCUCAAUGGACCUCAUGAAGUGUAGUGAGCUUAGUGACAAAAUGAGAAAGAAUAUUAUUUAAAAAAAUGCUAAUAUAUGAACUGUUAGAUAUAGUGUAAGUCACGUCUUAUG